AUGAACGUUUCAUCAGCAAACACAAACAGUUGUUCUCUUCCAAUGGCUCAUGGUAUUCCACUUAUCACAGUCAACGCUAUCGUAUGCGUUUUGGGAUCCCUUGGAAAUGUGCUUGUUUGUUUGGCCAUUGCUACAAACUCCCGCCUACGCCGAGCUUCCAACUACCUUCUAUUUAGCUUAGCAAUCGCUGAUCUAAUCAUGACUUUGAUAUGCGAGCCAAUCCUUUUGAAGUUCAUCAGCCAGUUAACCUUCUUCCACAAGUGCAGAACGAGCACGGAAGGACUUGUGUACGAUGUUUUAACCAGCCUUUCAUGCCAGACUUCAUUCCUCCAUCUGGCUUCAAUCAGUAUUGAUCGUUUCGUUGCCGUUGCAUUUCCACUGCGUCACAAAAUCUUCAUGGAAAAAGGCGGACUUAAGAUUAUGCUCAUAGCAUCAUGGUCCCUUCCGAUUCUUAAUUCCGUUUUAUGCAAUAUCAUUUCGACAGGUUCCACUUACUUAUAUUUUGUCGGAGUUGGAAUCUUUUCCUUCAGCGGUUUAAGUAUUUUCUUUUUUCACUUUCUGAUUGUGGUAGUUCUGCUCUACUACAGGAAGAAAACAAAGCAGUUAAGAGCUCGAACAGUUUCAGUCCGGGUCACUUGCACACUGGCUAUCGCAACAGGCGUCUUCAUCGUUUGUUGGGUUCCAUUAAUUACUGUCACGUUUGCCGGGCGGAGAAGCUUUCUACACUUUUGGAUGGGAACUCUGGCUAUGUCAAACUCAGCCAUGAACUUUGUGAUUUACUCUGCUAGAAUGGGGGACUUCAAAGAUGCAUAUGUUGGCAUCUUACGCAAGAUGUUCUGCCUGUAG
Messenger RNA from Porites lobata, 846 nucleotides. Lineage: Eukaryota; Metazoa; Cnidaria; Anthozoa; Scleractinia; Poritidae. The record is from the annotation of a GenBank genome assembly.